GUUUCAAGUGCCCCAUUUGCUCUAAGUCUGUGGCUUCCGAUGAGAUGGAAAUGCACUUUAUAAUGUGUCUGAGCAAACCUCGCCUCUCCUACAAUGAUGAUGUGCUGACUAAAGAUGCGGGUGAGUGUGUGAUCUGCCUGGAAGAGCUGCUUCAGGGGGACACGAUAGCCAGGCUGCCUUGCCUGUGCAUCUAUCACAAAAGCUGCAUAGACUCCUGGUUUGAAGUGAACAGAUCUUGUCCAGAGCAUCCUGCUGACUGACCCUGCUGGGCUGGCUUGCUGACUCCUCUCAAAGGUUUAUUUUAUUUAUUCCAAGUAAAUGCCCAGACCAGCUGACGGUGUCAGGCAAAUCAGGGACAUUUGCUCUUUUUACCUUCACCUCACAAUCUGAUGACAAGGGGAGAAGACAAAGCAAGGGUGAGAGUGAGGCAGAGGGAUUGGACUCUGGCUUCAGAAUGCAGGUCCAAAUUGCCGGCAUGAUGUUUGGCUUCCGGGGGCCUUCCUGGACUGAACCAGCUGCCCCUCCCGACCAGCCUGCCCUCAGGGGGCCACACUGCUGCCACGGUGAGAUGCAGCAGCAGCUCUCGGCCAGAUGGAGCACGACUGACUUCUUCCGACCCACACAGGAACAGACAGCCCUGUUCUGAGAGGAGGCUCCUGGGACACUGGACAGAGCUGAGUUUGGGACACCAGAGGGAACAGGGCACCCCUUCUGCACUGACUUCCAGAAAAUGGUCCUCCCUCCUCCCUGAGGACACCCAGCUGGAUGAGAGCGAGUCUGAGAGAAGAAUGAAUUGACCUCUAUCCUUCCCCUCACCCUCAACCCAGGAGGGAAAGGGCAUUUUCUUUUUCACCUUUGAAAGGCGUUGUGGGUCUGUCUUUAAAGUGUUUACAACAACAACAAAAAAAUUAUAUAAAAAAGUCUAGUGUCGACUGGUGUUUUCCCUCGUGAUGUUUACAGAUUGCUGUUUGCUGCCCAGCUAACACCCACUCAGUGACAGAACCAAGCAUAGCCAUGUCUUCACCGCUAGCACUGACAGCGGGCAAGCGGGCGGGCACACGGUCACUUCCUUUGCCCAACGCCCCAGUUGGUUCUCUGUGUCACCAACCUUUCUACUUUGGGAGAUUUGGGUGUUUUUUGUGUUUGUUUUUGUUUUCUUUUCUUGUUUUUUGUCCCAUCUUUCUGGCUUGGUUUUGCACUUGUCUCCCCUUAGUACUCUGAUAUCUUGAUGUCCUUGCCAAAAAAGAAAAAGGAAGACAAAGAAGAGCCCAUCAAGGGUACUUCCCCAGGCCAUUCCCAUGUCUUCCCUGCCUUUCCUCCUGGAUCUGGUCCAAUCAGAGGCUUUAACAAUCACAAAUACACUGAAAGAAAUGCCUGGACAUUUUUCUUAGGCCCUUGUGGGUUUUUUGUUUUUUGUUUUUCCUUCUUCUGAGAAAACUUAGACUUACUAAAGGAACAUGUACUGCUACCCCUCUCAGGCACACUGAGAACAUUUUAGCCAUUGGUGUUCACACGUGGCAUCAGCCCAUGCAGGAUAGGUUUCUGUAUUUAUAUAUUAAAAUACAAAAAAAAAAAAACCUUACAAAAUGUUUUAAAAUUGUUCAAAGCUCGGGAGAAAAGCUUUUCUUCAUCAGUCAAGGUGUUUUGAUAUGGUAUUAAAAUAAUGUCUAAUAAAAGAUGCACCGUGUGAUCUUA
This is a messenger RNA of Cricetulus griseus (Chinese hamster), 1695 nucleotides long. The record is from RefSeq and is a predicted model, not a curated record. NCBI's taxonomy places the organism in Eukaryota, Metazoa, Chordata, Mammalia, Rodentia, Cricetidae.